CAGAGAUCCAGUCUAUCCCAGACCCCAGUGUUGGGACUAGAGCUGGGUAUCAGUGUGAACCCAGAGGCAGAAGCCUACCAAGAUGAGGACCUGAUAAAGGUGUGGAUGGAGGUGAAACUAAAACCACUGCUCUCCAGCAUCUCCAGAGGGUUCCUAACCUGCCUCAGCAACAAGAACUUCAGCUGCAACACCUACCACACCAUGGUGGAGGAGUUGAGUGAUCAUUUCUCAGAGAUGGAUCCGACCAGACAGAGGUGGAUCUAUAUGUUCUUCAUGUACCCCUUCCUGUCCGGGGAGAGAGCAGGCUGUGUGAGGCCAGGGGAGAACAGUGAGGCCUGGCUGAUCAGGAACUUUGGCUCGUUUAAAGCCGUCGCUCGUAUGAGGGACUUCACAGCCCUCAACAUGGUCUUCAGUGGGCUGGAGGUGCUACACCUGCUAACCCCGGAGCAGAAGGCAGAGUUGUUGUUGCAUCCGGAGGUGGAGGGACUGGAGAAUGGAACCCUGAGUCUGGUGUUCCACACCCUGAUGACAGAGGUCCACUCCCCCAUGGAGAACUCUACCUGGACCACACCAGGGUACCCCAACCCCACCUACCCCCCCUCCUACACCCCCGCGUACCCACCCAGACCCACGUCGGACGACCAAUACUCACCACGACCCCCCUCGCCCCAGGAGAGCCUUCGAGAGGUGGUGAACGGGUUCAUGGGGGUCUUCAGGCCUUUCGGAAGCUUGGUCAGGGAGUUUGUGACGCUCACGCACAAAAAGCCCCUGUCUGAGAUCAGAAGCACCACUCUAACUCAGGUUGUGUUGAACUGGACUCUGGCCGAGCUGGCCGGGAACUACAGGUCCCAGGAAGACGAGCCAGAAGACUGGACGGAGGACAUUUUGGACGUAGAGGACUGGUAUGACCAUGUAGUGGUGCCAGUUCUCCGCCGUGUCCUGCCCACCGACCAGACGCACAUACCUGGCAGCCUCAAGGCCGUUUUCCACAAAGUGUUCUACCUGAACUCAGACAUGGACAGCAUGGACAAUGACAAUAUGCCCCAGGACAUAUGUAGCAUCACCCUAGAGGAGAAGUCAUGUGGGUUGACCAAUGCUGUGGAGAAAGUGGCGCGCGUCCUGCACUGUGUUGCCCGUAGCAACUUGACGUUGUCCGAGGAGACUGUUAUGCGUCUGGUCGUGGAGCUGACCGGGCGGCUCAACUCAUUGGUCCAGAAGUUCUCCGCCGCGAACUUCAGUGAGGUGAAGCACCACUUCCAGGAGGUGUUUGGCCAGGCAGACUCCCCGGCUCUGACCCAGGAGAAUCUCAACGAUCCAGACUUCAUCAGGCUCUGGUUCCAGAUCAAACUGAAGCCCCUGCUUCCCUCCGUCCCCCCCAGCCUUCUCUCCUGCCUCAGCACCAAGAACUUCACCUGCCCCGUCUACCAAGCCCUUGUGGAGGAGCUGAGUGAACAAAUGAAGCUGAUGGACCAGGAGGACGAGCAGAUGUAUGAAAUGCAGGGUCACAUGAUCUACAAACAGUUCCUGUUGCCCUUCCUGUUGAAUCACAACUCCUCAGACCCACAGUGCAUCUCUUCAGCCAGUAGCAGUGCAGACUGGCUGAUCAAGAACUUUGGUGGAUUCUCUGCAUUCGCUCCUCUGAGGGAUUUCUAUGAUCUAAAUGCUAAUUUCUCUGCUUUGUCAGCCCUGGAGGUUCUCUCUCCAAAGCAGACAGCAGAGCUGGUGGUGUUGCCUCUUCCUGGUCUUCCAGGGAAAGAUGUCAUCAUCAACACAGUGUUUGACUUCCUGUCUAAGUCACCAAAGGAGAGGAGACUCCCUGAGUUCCUGUACCACCUCAUGAGGCUGUCUGCGGAGACAACGAUGCCCUGCAAAUCGUACAAAAUCAUCUUUGAGCGUCUGUACCAGGCCGUAUCGUCUGUACCUCCAGAGAUGGAGCCAGUCGUCUGGGCCAACAUAGACAACCUGAUGCAGACCGCUCCAGAAGGUUGUGGAUUGGAUGAACAGUGCCCAUCAACACCAUUUAAUUAUACCAGAGUCUGUGCUGGAGUCAACAGCUAUCCACUACAACACCACCUGCACAUGGGAAAUAUGACAGAAGUUCUAUGCAAUUUCAGCUUGGAACAGUAUGCUUGUUCACAGCUGAAAGACUUCACUGCAGAACACCUGGUGUCUCUUCUGAAAUGUAACCUGCCCGGCAACUCCUCUCACUCUAAAGAGACGUGGAAGGUUCUCCUCACCAAACUGACCUCUGUCUUAGACCAAGCUCUGGACAUGUUCUCCAAUAUGUCCAAACCUGUGAUUGGUCCAGCAGUAUCCCAGGUGCUCGAUGUGAUUGGAGAGAUCCGGGUCAACAGGCUGACUGAGGAUCAGCUGAGAGACAGUGAUGUCAUCAGGAAGUGGUUCUCUGGGCGUCUGAGAGUGUUCCUGCCGUCUGCAUCAGGAGUGUUUCUGCACUGCCUCAGCACCAAGAACCUCAGCUGUGACUCUUACCAACAGAUACUGAGGGAGUUCAGCAAUCAAUUCGAACAAAUGGACCAGAUGAGACAAGAGCUGGUGGUCAAAUACUUCAUCCAGCCCUUCCUGACCAAAAACUCCUCAGACUCUGGCUGUGUGUCCAACUCUAACAGCAGUGUGGACUGGUUGCAGAAGAACUUGGGGCCGUUCUCAGUUCUUGUGUCCCUCAGCGACCUGCUAGGAUUCAACACAGACUUCUCUCCUUUGUCAGCCCUGGAGGUUCUCUCUCCAAAGCAGACAGCAGAGCUGGUGGUGUUGCCUCUUCCUGGUCUUCCAGGAAAAGAUGUCAUCAUCAACACAGUGUUUGACUUCCUGUCUAAGUCACCAAAGGAGAGGAGACUCCCUGAGUUCCUGUACCACCUCGCCAGGCUCUCUGAAGAGAUGAUGCUACCAUGUGACAGCUUUAAGACCAUCUCUGAGCGUCUAUACCAGGCCUUACCGUCUCCAGAGAUGGAGACAGUUAUUCAGGCCAUUAUAGACAACCUGAUGCAGACCGCUCCAGAAGAUUGCUUGCCGAUGAAUAUGAAGUGUCCAAUAACACCAGCGAACGAUACCAGAGUCUGUGAAGGAAAUGCCAGUGAUUCGCUACAUAGUUAUUUGGCGACAUCAAAUACAACGAACGUGCCCUGUAACUUUACCCUGGAGGAGUAUGCCUGUGCAUCGCUGAAAGACUUCACUGCAGAACACCUGGUGUCUCUUCUGAAAUGUAACCUGCCCGGCAACUCCUCUCACUCUAAAGAGGCGUGGAAGGUUCUCCUCACCAAACUGACCUCUGUCUUAGACCAAGCUCUGGACAUGUUCUCCAAUAUGUCCAAACCUGUGAUUGGUCCAGCAGUAUCCCAGGUGCUCGAUGUGAUUGGAGAGAUCGGGUCAACAGGCUGA
This is a messenger RNA of Oncorhynchus masou masou (cherry salmon), 3396 nucleotides long. RefSeq lists its product as uncharacterized. Lineage: Eukaryota; Metazoa; Chordata; Actinopteri; Salmoniformes; Salmonidae. Gene Ontology annotation, biological process: cell-matrix adhesion. The record is from RefSeq and is a predicted model, not a curated record. Gene Ontology annotation, cellular component: cell surface. The coding region runs from base 106 to 3396 and encodes 1096 amino acids. The transcript has 31 exons.